Rosa chinensis is the source of this 804-nucleotide messenger RNA. RefSeq lists its product as uncharacterized. The record is from RefSeq and is a predicted model, not a curated record. The transcript has 2 exons. NCBI's taxonomy places the organism in Eukaryota, Viridiplantae, Streptophyta, Magnoliopsida, Rosales, Rosaceae. The coding region runs from base 483 to 632 and encodes 49 amino acids.
GAUACAUGUCCCAAGAAGAUGGAGUCCAAGUGGUCUCAUCAUGAGCUCACCGACUGAUGAUUGUUACUCAUCCUCAUAAAAUUGUGCACCUCCUUUUUGGUUUCAUCAACUAUCAUUACUAUUCACACCCAGAUUCAUAACAAAUUUCUCCAAAUACAACCCACACCAGAGAGCUCAGAAAUACAUAGCAGUGUGAGUCACACCCCAUAUUACUUUGCAGGGGCAGUAAGACACGUGGCGAUAGAAGCAUAACGCACAUCCUCCCAAAAAGUGAGAAAGCCGUUCUUACCGAACCCUCAAAUGUCUCAACCUUUUGGUUGUUCUUUCCCUUGUUCUCUUCUCACCCCUCUGAGCCUUGUAUAGAUGUGUAUACACACCGGAGCUCCAUUUCCUUCUCUCACAAGCUUAGAUUAGAGAACCCAUUUCAAUUUUGUCUGAAAAACAAAAACAAAAAAAAGAUUCACAAAACUAAAUUCAACACGAUGUGGAUGAUGGGUUUAGGGUGCAUCCAGGGCAUUUUGGAUUUGGUGGUGGCAGGUGUUUCUCUCAUGAUUGGUCUGAGCGUCUUCGCUUUCAUUGCCUCUGUUCUCUGCUCUGCUGCUUUCUUGUACAGCGCCAAGGGUGCGUCUUGAUCCAUUUCCCUCAAGCUGCAGGACUGACAUGCUUUGGCAAUAAGCUGUGGAUUCCACUCUAGCUCGAACUAGUUUUGAAGAUGGGUUUUGUUCAUGUACGUUGUAUCACUGUAUCCAUAAAAUUUCAUACAAUUAAUUUUCUUGGAUUCAAUAAAAUUCACCCUUUGUUAGA